Molecule: messenger RNA, 993 nt
Organism: Carya illinoinensis
Lineage: Eukaryota; Viridiplantae; Streptophyta; Magnoliopsida; Fagales; Juglandaceae
Exons: 1
Coding region: 1-993 (330 amino acids)
Source: RefSeq, a predicted model, not a curated record
AUGGACAGAGAACAAGAAGAUCUACAGUUUUUGGGCUUCUUUGGGAUAUUCAGGGAGUCCUUCAAGAUCAUCUUCUCAUGGAGAAGGAUCUUCAGCCGAAUCACACUCUCCCUCAUACUCCCUCUAUCCAUCAUCUUCCUAGCUCACAUCCAAAUCUCCCACAUCCUUUUCUCCAAAAUCAUGCACAACCAAGAAGCCCGGUACUUCACCCGGAAAGAUAGCCCGAGAUAUGCCCAGCUCUCCGAUAUCAUCUCCUCCGAAUGGGUAGCCUUUUGGCUCUUCAAAGUUCUCUACUUCACCUUCCUGCUCAUCCUCUCCCUGCUCUCCACCGCGGCAGUUGUCUACACAAUCGCCUCCAUAUACACAGCAAAGGAAAUCACCUUUAGAAAGGUCAUGAGCGUUGUCCCAAAGGUCUGGAAGAGACUUAUGGUCACUUUCUUAUGGAGCUUCGCCAUCGUUUUGGUCUACAACAUCGCUUCCGGAGUGCUGUUCUUCAUAUGGGCAAUCAAUUUUGGAUUGUACGGGAUUGGAAUUGCCAUCUUUAUUUUCCUCUGCAUCUUAUACUUGGUGGGUUUCGUGUAUAUAAGCAUCGUUUGGCACUUGGCUAGCGUGGUGUCGGUGUUGGAGGAUUUGUAUGGGAUCAAAGCCAUGAUCAAGAGCAAGAGCUUGAUAAAGGGUAAGAUGGGUGUUGCAGUCGCCGUCUUUUUCAUGCUUGUUGUGCUUUUAAUAGGAGUUGAGCUAUUAUUUGAGAAUUUGGUUGUGCUUAAUUUGGCACGAAACAUUGGAAUUAGAAUCGGAAUCGGGAUUCUGAGUGUCCUGUUGCUAGUCAAGGUGUUUCUCUUUGGUCUUGUCGUCCAAACAGUGAUAUACUUCGUCUGCAAAUCAUAUCACCAUGAGAAUAUAGACAAGUCUUCUCUAGCAGAUCAUCUCGAGGUUUAUCUUGGGGAGUAUGUUCCUCUAACUGCCAAGGAUGUGCAACUUGGUGAAUUCUAA